Molecule: messenger RNA, 487 nt
Organism: Melitaea cinxia (Glanville fritillary)
Lineage: Eukaryota; Metazoa; Arthropoda; Insecta; Lepidoptera; Nymphalidae
Product: chorion class CA protein ERA.1-like
Exons: 2
Coding region: 34-438 (134 amino acids)
Biological process (GO): chorion-containing eggshell formation; multicellular organism development
Cellular component (GO): egg chorion
Molecular function (GO): structural constituent of egg chorion
Source: RefSeq, a predicted model, not a curated record
AUUCAGUUUUUCUGUUGAUACAAACCACAGAACAUGUCUACCUUCGCCUUUUACCUUCUCUGCCUCCAAGCUUGCUUGAUCCAGAAUGUGUUCACCCAGUGUCAUGGUUCUCAUGGAUCUGGAAUUGCUGUACCAAUCAGCCGAGAGUGUGGCCUCAUCAGUACAGGCUGUUCCCGUGGCUUUGCCGGUCUAAAUGGUGCUACACUCUCCUCUCCACAAUCUGCUUCACUUGUUGGUUCUUCCACUGCUGCCUACGGUGGCACUGGUGUUGGUGAUGUAGCCGUCGCUGGAGAGAUGGGUGUCGGUGGUACCACUCUAGUCGCAGGUCAAGUGCCUAUACUCGGUGCUGUAGAGUUCUGCGGUACAGUGCCUGCUUCCGGAGCUGUCUCCAUCACUGGUAGCUGUGGUUGUGGAUGUCACAAUUCUCACAUUUAUUAAAUUCCUUGACAAUACUAGCUGUGAAAUGAAUGAAAUUAAUAAAAGCCUC